UACAUGAAAACGUGGCGUUGCUUUCGGCAGGACCGUGCCAUGGUCUGUGGACACACCUUGGCUGAGCCCUCUGAACCCCGCGCUGGCUGCUGCCACCCUUUGCGAUUCAGGAGAUCCUCGUUAACCUCCAUACGGGGGUGGGUGCAGGCGCAGGAGGCGGAGAGGCAGUACAAGAGUAACGGAGCAUCUUUAUUCAUUUACCCAUUAACGUCCUUUGUUAUUUCCAGAAACAUUAGGAGCUAUUUUCUGGAUCAGCUGCUGCUUCCUUUCUCCUCUGGCCAGCAGCUGCCCUCCAGGGCUGGGGCAGAGGCAGGAGUGCUGCAAACGCUUCGUUGUUGGUGAGGUGCUUCCCCUGAACCCUUUGCUCCUCUCCCUCUCUUCUUACCCCCGAGACGUAACCACAGCUGAGCCCAGGGCUGCCUCUCCCUCCCAGCUGAGGGCUCCUCGCUGGCAUCACCCCGAAUUUGAGCCUGAUUUUCCGUUUCCCUCCCCAGGAUCCUCAGGAUGAAGUCCUGAAGAUCCUCCCUGGGUGUGGGGGUCCUGUGCAUCUGCAAGGGUGGGCAGCAACAGCAAAGCUCUAACAAGGAGCAGGAUGAACCCCAAGGACACCUGAAAGCAGCAACUGGCGGAUUUUGGGGUGCUCAGGCUGGCUGAAACGAGGGGUUUCUCAGAUCUCAGCCAGAGCCAUGGAGCCAGAUGGGGACAGGGACAGGGCCAAUGUCACCGUCUACGAGCUCGCCCUGCAGAACCGCUCCAACACCAGCGCGCAGUUCACUGGGGUGCAGCUCAUCCAGUCCUUCAAGCCCCUCAUCAUCCCCUGCUACGCCCUGAUCGUCCUCGUCGGCAUCUUUGGCAACUACCUGCUCCUCUACGUCAUCUGCAAGAGCAAGAAGAUGCACAACGUCACCAACUUCUUCAUCGGGAACCUGGCUUUCUCCGACAUGCUGAUGUGUGCCACAUGCGUCCCCUUCACGCUGGCCUACGCCUUCAACCCGCAAGGCUGGGUUUUUGGGAAAUUUUUGUGCUACUUUGUCUUCCUGAUGCAGCCCAUGACGGUCUACGUCUCCGUCUUCACGCUCACGGCCAUCGCAGUUGACAGGUAUUACGCCACCGUGCACCCCCUGAAGAGGCGCAUCUCACUCACCAGCUGCAUCUCCGUGGUGGGGAGCAUCUGGCUGCUCUCCUGUGGGUUGGUGGCACCCGCCAUCGCCCACACCUACCACGUGGAGUUCCGACAGGAGGGCUUUGCCAUCUGUGAGGAGUUCUGGAUGGAGAAGGAGACGCAGCGCCUGGUCUACGCCUACGGCACCUUGAUCGUCACCUACAUCCUGCCUCUCUCUGCCGUUUCCCUCUCCUACAUCUGCAUCUCGGUGAAGCUGCGGAACCGCGUGGUGCCCGGCCACUCCACGCAGAGCCAAGCCGAGUUCGACCGCCUGAGGAAGAGGAAGAUCUUCCGCCUCAUCGUGCUGGUGGUGGCGGCCUUUGGGAUCUGCUGGCUCCCCAUCCACGUCUUCAACAUCAUCCGGGACAUCGACAUCAACCUCAUCAACAAGCACUACUUCCUUCUCAUCCAGCUGCUCUGCCACUGGUUUGCCAUGAGCUCCUCCUGCUGCAACCCCUUCCUCUAUGCCUGGCUGCACGACCGCUUCCGCGGGGAGCUCCGGAAGAUGUUCUCCUGCAAGAGGAGGAUCAUCCCUGCCAAGAGCUGUGGGACUGCCGGUGGAGUGCUCUGAGGUGGGCAUCCUCCUCCCUGCACCCUCCGUGGCCAUGCGCUUCAUCCCGCUCAUGGCGGAGCUGCCAGAGUCAGGGAUCCUCAUCUUGCCCAUGGAUCCAGAGGCAACUGGAGUCCUCCUGCCUGCCCGGAGUUUGCAGUGCUCACUGAAUCAUAGAAUCAUAGAACAGUUUGGGUUGGAAGGGACCUUAAGGAUCAUCUAGUUCCAACCCCCCUGCCAUGGGCAGGGACACCUCCCACUGGAUCAGGGGCUGCCCAAGGGUCAUCCAACCUGGCCUUGAACCCCUCCAGGGAUGGGACAGGAACAGCUUCCCGGGGCAACCUGUUCCAGUGUCUCACCACUCUCAUGGUGAAGAAAUUCCUCAUUAUAUCCAGUCUAAAUCUGCCCCUCUCCAGUUUAUCCCCAUUCCAUCUCGUCCUAUCCCCACAAGCCUUUAUGAACAGCCCCUCUCCAGCUUUCCUGUAGACCCUUCAGGUACUGGAAGGUCACUCUGAGGUCUCUUCAGAGCCUUCUCUUCUCCAGGGUGAACAACCCCAACUCUUUCAGCCUGUCCUCGGAUGGGAGGUGCUCCUCGGAUCAUCCUUGUAGCCUCCUCUGGACCCAUUCCAACAGCUCCAUCUCCUUCCUAUGUUGAGGAUUCCAGAACUCAAUGGGUCACCUCGAGGUGCUGUGGUCUGACAGGCGGCUGUAGCCGCAUGCUGGGGCUGCCGGGCUUCGGAGGGGUCGGUGAGGGGAGCAGAGCAUCAGGGAUCAGAGCAUCAUCAACAACAUUGUGGGAUGCAGGGAGGAUGCUCGU
Cuculus canorus (common cuckoo) is the source of this 2529-nucleotide messenger RNA. Its product is annotated as prolactin-releasing peptide receptor-like. Bases 687 to 1733 code for a protein of 348 amino acids. Gene Ontology annotation, molecular function: neuropeptide binding; neuropeptide Y receptor activity. The record is from RefSeq and is a predicted model, not a curated record. Gene Ontology annotation, biological process: G protein-coupled receptor signaling pathway. Gene Ontology annotation, cellular component: plasma membrane; neuron projection. The transcript has 2 exons. Lineage: Eukaryota; Metazoa; Chordata; Aves; Cuculiformes; Cuculidae.